Microstroma glucosiphilum is the source of this 3405-nucleotide messenger RNA. RefSeq lists its product as hypothetical. The record is from RefSeq and is a predicted model, not a curated record. NCBI's taxonomy places the organism in Eukaryota, Fungi, Basidiomycota, Exobasidiomycetes, Microstromatales, Microstromataceae. Gene Ontology annotation, cellular component: trans-Golgi network; TRAPPII protein complex. The transcript is spliced from 4 exons. Bases 1 to 3405 code for a protein of 1134 amino acids. Gene Ontology annotation, biological process: intra-Golgi vesicle-mediated transport.
AUGCCCAGCAACGCCGAGGCUGCGUCCCUCCUGGCCUCGCUCUUCUCGCACUCUCACCUCGCCAUCAACGUACCCGAGUGCUCCACUUCACAGCCUUCGCCCGUCGCAUCUUCAAGCCGUGGCAGCUCACGAUCCAUUGCCUUCUACGAUGAGAUCCUCACCCUCACACUACACCUUGAAUUGCCACCAACAGCAGCUCUACCACCUCCAGGGAAGGGUUGGGCAUCAUAUCCCCUGCCUGUACAGAUCGAUGAACUCGAAACCGACGAUUGGGAAGAGAGGACAGAGCAAGCAAGAGCUACCCGUCUGGCCCUACUCGUCUUGCUCAACAAUCUACACAUCGACCUCAGAGGAGCAUACGCGACCCCUCGAUCAGCUCUGCCCCCUGGCUCCAGUCCCAUCCCGCCGACGUCGGCAGCGACCUCCUCUCACUCGUCUGCCAUUCCAGCGAAUCAGAGACCCACACCGUCCACUGAAAGGCGAGAUGCAGCGUACAGCGAGCCUAGCCUCCCAGGCGACGAGGUACCCUUCUAUAAUGUAGCUUGGCUUGGAAACAAGGCGCCUCCAGAGCCAGUGAACAAGGAGCGGACGGCAGUGGACCGAGUCGCAGAGAGGAGGAAGAGGGAAAGGAAGCAACAAGUCACUGCCGGCCAAAGCUCAAGGGAACAGGACGAGGAGGAUCCGGUUGCUACUAGCUUUGCAAGCUGGGACCAGCGAGAAGAACGCUGGCGUAUAGAAUGGUCCGUCAAGGUACCCGUAGUCUACGCACGGCAUCGACACCCGCACCCGGCCUUGGUUCUAACGUCUUCCGUCUCUCUACGACUUUCCCCGAGCUCCUCUUACCUCACCGCACUGUCGUCUUCGCUAUCGGGCAUCUCCUCUUACCUUCGUCCAGCAGAGGACUCCUCAUGGGCGGACCACGAUCUCCUCACCACACUCUCCUCGGGGCCUGUGUAUCCAGACGAAUCGCCGUCGCAGAGAGCUGCCAGAGCAGCUUCGGCCCUUGCAAAGCUGCCAUUGAGUAGAUUGCCAAGCAAAGUUUUAGGCACCAGACUUGUGACGCCGGAACGAUCCGCUAGGGAUGUAGGCCUCAAGCUGACUAGUGCGCAUCCCCUGCCCAGCAUGACGGACGAAGACGAAGACGAAGGAGAAGGUGACGUGACAGAUGGUAGCAGCAGUAGCAGUAGCAGAUCAUCGUCGGCCGCUUCUUGGGCAAGCAGCGGAAACAGUAAGGGAUCCUCGACGACCCAUGCCUCAUCUAUUGCUCGUUCCCGGGACCUAUCAGAAGAAGGCUUGAUGUACAACACGCUGCCCCGCAUAAGGACUGGGCAAGGGAGCGCUUCUGAUGCCAAGGAGGGUGACACUAUCAAGACGCUCACGCGCUCGGUACGAUGCGCACUCGACGUGAGAUCUGCAGUCGGUGUCAGGAUGCGGACGACCAUUGUGCCUUCCUUGGACACUAGAGCAUUCUUACGAGGAGCUCAUGAUCUGAAUCGUGAAGGAGCCGACGAUGAGGAAGCAACAGAAGAGGACGUAAGCUCUUCUGUAGGGAGAGCGCUCGUCCUCUGCGUCGAGAUCGACAACACUUCCGACUCGGGACUACUCUUUCACGUCGACUCUUGCGAUCUGGACAUCACCGUGCCAGGUAUUGGAAAUUCCGGCUCGCUGACUCGCUUGGAGAAGAACAGGUACCAUGCUUCGGCUACCCUUCUAUCAGGCGCAGAUCGUAAAGGAUUUGGUACAGCAGCUGGCCAGGGUCCCUUCCAGCUUGCACAAGGAGAGCAGCGCAACCUUUUGUACGUCGUGCAGUUCAGCCUGACAGCCGAGGGUCGCGAGACUGCCGAGCCACUAUCUGGACGUACUGAUGCGGCGGCUUCCGUAGCCUCUCCAUGGCCAUGGUCUGCCUCUAAGCCUCCCGCAACCCUGGAGGAGCCCAGUCGGAACGUGGCCAUUGUCCUUCACGGUCGGCCGCUCCUGCUUGAUGGACAUGGCAAAGAGCCGCUUUCGGUCACGCCCGACUUUUCUUCUACCUGGAAUUGCACCCUAGACAUGGCUUCUCUGCAAGAGGAUCUCCGUCGGCGGAUGGCGGCAGAGAUGCCAAGCGAAGAGGUCUUGACUAGUGCAGCCGUAGCACCAGCAUCAGGGAGUGGAGCCUCGGGGGUCACUGCGACGGCCAUCGGGGGCAGUGCAAGGCAUUCGGCUUCGGCCCUAGCCUCGGCUUUGCGACAAGACGAUGCCAAUGCCCGUGCCAAUGCUGCACAUGCAGCCCAGGCUCGGCCAGGUGCCGAAAGGAGCGCUUCCUCUCGAUUCUUGCCUACUCCAACGUCUGCUGCUUUCGGCAGGCUAUCUCCGAUUGGGCUCGGCACGCCAAAGAGCUCGCCUCAGCCAUCGCUGAUCUCUCUCCCGCCAUAUGGCAAUAGUGGACAAGACCAGGCCGUUACGUCGCUUGCUUCACCUGCAUCCUCCUCUUCCUCCCGUGUGCGGCCAAGUGGUACUGGACUGCUUGCCCAGGCACGGAUGCGAGCAGCAACUUUACGCAUUGACGAGCAGCCGAUCGCAUCACCCAUUGCUUCCAGUGCUUUCCGCACAUCAUCGGGAGACUUUGCAGUCAGUCGUGAUGUGGCUCGACGAACUGACCAUGCUGGCAGCGAUAUGGGCGCAAUCAAGGCCUCUACAGACGUGGGAAGUGGUGUGGCCGACUGGGUCACGUUGCGGCGACUGGUCACUCCUGAUGGGCCUCGAGCUAGAGUGAGAAGUGCUGCAUUUGCCACGCCCACGAAUGCAGCCCAUCGAGCUGCUUCGAGAGGCGUAAACAACCACGGGCAAGCAGGGGUGCAGGGUGGAAGCUUCAUAGUGCCCUUCAGGCUAGAUAGGGAUCUUUCUUGGCAGAAAAGAGAUGGCCUGCUCCUCAACACUCGCAUACGCCCAGCAUUCGAGGACCCACGAGAGGGCAACGGACAUAUGCACGAAAUCGAAGACGAUGAGGGAGAGGGAUCCGGCCCCGCAAAGACGGGCAAGCUGCCUUUCUCAAUCUCACAUAUGGGAUCCUUUCACGUCGAAGUGCUAUUGACCAAUCGGACGGAUGUGAUGAAGACCUACAUUCUGCACUGGGCAGAAUCUCCCACAUUGGCGUCGGAAGAGGUCGUGAAAGACAAGCUGAUGGACGCAGAGACUGCUCGUCGAAGGUAUGACGCCUUCCUCGCUCGCGUCAAGAGCUCAGCGGUUGUACCGCUCGAGAAUUACGUAUCUGUCGGACCAAUCCUUCCGGGAGCUUCCGAGCUUGCUCUCCUACCAAUGAUGGCGCUUAUGAGAGGUCGACAUUCGAUCGGUGACCUGCUCAUCUCGGACCAGGUGUCGGGGGAAGAGAGGGUGCUGAGAGGUGCGGCGACCGUCGUCAUCGAGUAG